This is a messenger RNA of Diachasma alloeum, 4595 nucleotides long. RefSeq names its product major facilitator superfamily domain-containing protein 6 (gene jef). The record is from RefSeq and is a predicted model, not a curated record. The transcript is spliced from 10 exons. Gene Ontology annotation, cellular component: membrane. Lineage: Eukaryota; Metazoa; Arthropoda; Insecta; Hymenoptera; Braconidae. Bases 197 to 3064 code for a protein of 955 amino acids.
CACAACAAGCUAAAGGGAUUGCUUGGAGGUACGAGGUCGUAAGAAUAGUGUGAAGGUGCUAUUUUUUUGUUAAAAUUCUUGUGUCUCCCUCGAGAGGGAAAAAAAAGUGGAAAAAAAUCGAGGAUUUUUUUUGAAAUUCUGAGUGAUUGGAGUUGGGGGAAAAAAUUAAAAGUGAAGUGAAUUCGAAUACGUAAUAAUGCAAAAUUAUGGACACGAGGAUUACGACUACGGUGCCGAUGCAUCGGGCGCUCAGGGUGGAGGAAGAAAUCUCCCUAAUCCACCUGGUGUACGGCCCAAGGUCGAUCCCCUGGCUGAGGGCGAAGUGGAUCCAACGAUCUACGGACAACCCAAGGAGGCCACCCACAAGAUACGAGGCAAGAGCGAUAUUCUUGAGUAUCUUUUUGGCACUGUUGAUCAGGAGUUACUCACUGUGAAGACAUUCUACUUCUUCUUCUACUCGGCUUUUGGAUCGUUAUUUCCACUCAUGGGGGUGUACUUCAAGCAGAUGGGCAUGAAUGCUGGACAAUGUGGGCUUCUUAUUGGGUUAAGGCCCUUCGUUGAAUUCCUCAGCGCACCCUUCUGGGGCUCCUUGGCUGACAGAGGACCGUCGAAAAUUUUCAGAUGGCAGAAGGGCAAGAUCAUUCUCCUGGCGUCGCUCUCCUGCUGGAUAAUCUUCACCCUUCCCAUUGGCUUUGCACAGCCCCCACCCACCACCUGCAUGGAGUGGAGCAACAACAGCGAGUGGCUGGCAGUUCCCAAAACCGGCACUCGGAGCAAGCGAUACGUGGACCUUGACGAUUUCUACCAGCCCCAGGAGAGCGACGACGAGGAUCUGGAGGUGGCGGCCAACGUUGUCUUCGGGAGGCUGAGGAGGGACACCGAUUAUGCCGACGAGGACCGCGGGAGAAACUCGUACGAUUUAAUGGGGAAUGAAGUGUCGAGUCGCAGGAUGAAGCAGCGGCUGGAGAGCAAUAGGGUCCGGAGGCAGGCGGAUACCACCGACCUUAAGUAUAAGCAGUUUGUGCCUGAGGGGGGUGAGGAUGAUCCUGCGGCUAAGACCAUUGACUUUGGAACUAUCGCCAAGGCUAAUCGGCCCGCUGAUGUUUUGGAGUACAAGAGGUUUCUUAAAAAUGAACCUCUCGACGAGACAAAACCCCCCAAGAAAGCGCACACGAGAACAAAAUCGCAUUCAAAGGCCCCUCGUGCGAAAGUACUGGCCAAGCGCUCAGUCGACCUCCACGACGAGCUCUUCACAAACCAAGGAAACCAAGAUAUCACCGAAGUCGAUGCCAUGGGACGUCGACUCAUGUCUGCAGAAGAACAAGACGACAUUGAAAUAGAGGAAUUCGAGGACGACGCCGAUGUCGAAGAGGUCGACGUGCCCCUCAUCAGAAAGAGGAGGAGCAUGAAGUUCGUGUAUCAGAAUCAGGGCAAGAGUCCAGUGUCUGUGAAGAACGCCAGGAAUUACGAUCCCAAGGAGAACAGUGACUGGGUCAAACCGGCUUUUAGCACUAUUGUUUAUCGACUCGGAGACAUUCAAAAGACCUUUUUUCUCCUGCUUCUCCUCGUGAUCGUGGGAGAAUUCUUCUCUGCUCCGGCGAUAACCCUAGCCGAUUCAGCAGUUAUCACGCUUCUCGGCGAGGAUGCCGACAGGUACGGACACCAGAGAAUGUUCGGGAGCCUGGGCUGGGGCCUGGCCAUGUUCUUCGUUGGAAUUGCCCUCGAUCACAGCACGUCUUUUCCCGAUCAUCCCUGCACACCCGAUCCGAGGGAGAAGAAUUACACAAUCUGUUUCGCUAUCUUCAGCGUUCUGAUGGGGGCAGCUUUGAUCACCGCUACCCAGAUCAAUUUUAAAUAUGAAUUUAUAGCUCCGCAACCGGAGGUUGUGAAGCCCCCAGCGGAGCCAACAAGAGAAGAGCAACUGCAGUCUGAAUUAUCUCAGCAGUUGAAUCUCCCAGGCUUGCAGGACUCGUCUGCAGCACCCCCCGUAGCUCCACCCCCCGAGGGCAAAACGAAGAUGUUUGCCCAGACAACGAGGGAGAUACCCGAGUGGGUGACGGUCCUCAAGCAAUUCAAGGACCUCAAGUGUGCCUCGUUCCUCUUUGUCGCUUGGUUCAUGGGCUUCGGCAUAGGACUCAUCUUUACUUUUCUCUUCUGGCAUCUCCAGGAUUACGGGGGCUCGCCAACGUUGUUUGGAGUUGCUUCUGUGAUCAAUCAUAUCUCUGAGAUAUUCGCGUAUUUCUUCAGCUUCAGGCUCAUUGGAGAAUUUGGUCAUGUGAAGGUUCUCUGCUUGGGUCUGGGCGGCAAUAUUCUUCGCUUCCUCUAUAUUUCAUACCUGAAGAAUCCGUGGUGGGUACUGCCAUUCGAAUUCAUCCAGGGGAUCACCCAUGCCGCUGUCUGGGCUGCAUGCUGCAGUUACAUCGCUCAUAACACACCUCCACAGCUUCGAUCAAGUGCUCAAGGGGUUCUCCAGGGGCUUCAUCACGGUCUCGGGAGGGGAUGUGGGGCGGUUAUUGGGGGAAUGUUCGUUGCGAGCUACGGAAGUACUGCAACGUUCCGUGGAUAUGGCCUCCUCUGCGCAGUCGUUUUAGCAGCCUUUAUCUUCAUAAAUUUCUACAGAAAAGAUACUGGAUUCGUUGCGGAUUUACCGCAGACUGAGGAUCCUCAUCAAGUGGCUGAGGCAACUCAUCUCGCGCCACACGGUGUACCGAGUAAUGCUAUCCCACGGGCAUUAAGUUCAAGUAGGCUUCACGAGCUUGCACAAGAGCCUAGUUAUGGAGCUACUUAUCAGACUACUGGGGGAAAUCUCAACGUUCCUGGAGGCAAUGGAGGAGGAAAUCCGAAUAAUCCGUUCUUGAGCGGUGGCGGUGGUGGUGGCACCGGAGGCGGUUACAAUUAUGGUAUGAGCGGUAAAGGAGAGGACGAAUUCAUUCGUAGGAGCUUCCAGACUUACAGUGAAGUGGUCGGUAGGGAGUACGACCUGAAACCACCACCAGUGGUAACUCAUCUUCAUGCCCAGCAGCCUUGCACCAAUCCAUUUCAUCAGCAUGACUACGAUUGGUAACAAAACUGCUCAUCUGCAGUUUAAUUUGUCUAGUCAUUAUUGAGAAAGAAGGAACGAAGAGAUAAUACAUGAAGCGAAGUACUCUUGAAUUAAGAAUAUGACUGAGAAUAGUCAUUUAUUCUAAUAUUAAGAAACUUUAUAUUCUGGAUUGAAGAGUAUUUUCUUUCCCGAGAAGGAGAAUGAGGGAAUAAAAUAAAUAGCUGGACGUUUUUUUAAUUAAGUGGCGAAUGAACAAAGAACGAAAGGAAAAAGAUGAAUCGCUUGACCAUCUCGAGGUUCAUAAUAUCGUUCAUUUAUCUGGCAGUACGCGUAUCAUAUCACCUCAUCCGUGUAUCAAUCAGUUGCCAUAGAUGAGUUUAAAAAUAAUUUGAAGAAAAAUUGAUUAAGAUAUCAGUCAGUGAGGUGAUUGGUAGGGAGUACGAAUCCAUUUCAUCAGCACGACUACGAUUCAUAACAAAACUGCUCAUCUGCAGUUUAAUUUGUCUAGUCAUUAUCGAGAAAGAAGGAACGAAGAGAUAAUACAUGAAGCGAAGUACUCUUGAAUUAAGAAUAUGACUGAGAAUAGUCAUUUAUUCUAAUAUUAAGAAACUUUAUAUUCUGGAUUGAAGAGUAUUUUCUUUCCCGAGGAGGAGAAUGAGGGAAUAAAAUAAACAGCUGGACGUUUUUUUAAUUAAGUGGUGAAUGAACAAAAAACGAAAGAAAAAAGAUGAAUCGCUUGACCAUCUCGAGGUUCAUAAUAUCGUUCAUUUAUCUGGCAGUACGCGUAUCAUAUCACUGCAUCCGUGUAUCAUUCAGUUGCCACAGACAAGUUUAAAAAUAAUUUGAUGAAAAAAAUCAUUGAUAUAUCAGUCCACAGUAACGAAUCUAACGAAGUUAAGCCAUCCGUUAAAAAGCCAACUCCAAUGAUUUUAAACUCGUCGUGAGUCCCCAUUUCCCCAUCGACUCUCUGAAUUAAAUAUCUCCAUCUCGAGAAACUUGUAUUUUUAACUGUUGAAUUUAAAUCCCCCCGAGUUUUCACAGCGAGAUGAUGAAUACAUAAUGCAAAUUUGUAAAUAACUAUUGAAUUUGCGAGAACUCCGAAGCAGAAUAAUUGUUUUCCGUUGAAUUUGCCUAGAUGUUCUUCAUUGAAAAGAAAAACAACCGUAAAAUUAUAUAAGAGAAUAUAUUAUAAAUAUUGUAUGAUUAGAGCCUAGACCUAAGCCUAUUACCUACUGAUAAUUCAUCAAUGACAAUGUGUUUUGUCCCGAGACUAUGUUCAUUUCGUUGAGAUUGUAAAGAGGGUAAUGUAUCAUCCAGCCUUUUACCCUCGCGAGGCACAAAAAAUACUUGAAAAUGAAAAAAUCCAAACGAAUUGUACCAAUCUCAAAACUGUUCUUUAGCCGUGAAAACAUUUUAUUGUUUUCCAAUUAAUGAUUAAGUAUUAAGAAGUAUUAAUGGUUGAAACAAUACGACGUGACGUAAUGGACACUUGUAUCAAUUUUGUGUCAUGAAGUUUGAAUAUAAAUUAUCGAAUUUGGGUUGCAGACGGAAA